Molecule: messenger RNA, 5880 nt
Organism: Daphnia pulex (common water flea)
Lineage: Eukaryota; Metazoa; Arthropoda; Branchiopoda; Diplostraca; Daphniidae
Product: extracellular serine/threonine protein kinase four-jointed-like
Exons: 1
Coding region: 1750-3369 (539 amino acids)
Biological process (GO): cell-cell signaling
Source: RefSeq, a predicted model, not a curated record
GUACUGUCGGUCUUUGGUUGGUAUUUUUUAAAUACUACAGCUCACAGUCUACCGGUGAUACGAGAGUUUCAUUAUUACGAGAAGCAAAGGGAAAUAUUUCUCGAGCGGAAUUGAUAAGUAGUCGGAUGACAAGAUAUCCAGGGGAGAAUGGAAUCCCACGAAUGCUUGGGAAAAUGUUUGGGAAAAGCAACUCUCUUUUUUUUUCUUUUUCUUUUUUCUUUAUCUUCAUAUGGACCUGGGUUUACUGGUUUGUGUGACCACCAGACAUUUUCUUUGACUCCACGGCACGAAAGGUCAAAUCUGACCUUUCAUUCUUCUCUUUUCAGCAUUCGACGUGCCCGUUCCAUCCGAGAUCCUAUCCUCAUCUCCCCCCAUCUCCCUAACAAAAGAAGAAAGAUUUCCGGUCCCAAGUAAAUAGUUUGUCUUGUACAGACCGUAUGAGAAGUCAAAGUUAUUUCCACAUGCUGUAGUCAAGUCAUGUGACGUGUAUUGUGUUGCAAACCGCCACGCUCUGAUUUCAGAAAAUGCGGCAAAUUGAAAUUAUUUUGAAUAUCUAGUUUAUUUCCGACUCGAAUUUCCCCCGUUUAAAUAUUUUUUUUCUGUUCCAAUUGGUGUCUUGAGUGUAAUCCUCAGUAAUGCUCAUGGAAUCGGCAAACGAUGAAUUACACGCAAUGUGCGGUAGGCCUGUAUAUGAUGGUGAUUAUCGGUCGAGGCUGUUUCAUUAUUCCUUUUUCCCAUAGCCUAUAGGUUUCGCAUUCCUAAAUGACCGCGACUACCCCUGCAGUUAUAGAAAUAAAUUUUUUCUACUUUGAAUGGAUGAAAGACAUGUAGGGGGAGAAGACUAGGAAGGCAGCUGAUAGCGGCAUUUUCCAAUCUUAAAGUUUUCUUUUCCUUUGAAUUGGAUUUCUUCAACAUUUUUUCAGUUCCAAUUAUUCUCCACCGUCCCCGCUUGAUAGAAUUUUCUACAUCAAUCCGAGUCGUCAACCCCUAUAAUAUUUAAAACCUUUUGGGGGCAAAGUAAAAAUUGCUUCGGAAUCGGAAAUAGGAAAACGUGUGGAAAGGCAAAUCUUAAGAAUGUUUGCGCGAUGUUUUCUUUAUUUCUUGAAUUCGUAAUCGGCAUAUAACGAAAGGAAAGAAUGAAAGAAAUAGCGCAUGUGCAUGGGAGGAGACACGCGAGAGAAGAGGAGAUGCCCCUCGGAUUUGCCUCUUUCAUUUACAUGUUGAUACUCGCUAUUCCAGGUGCCUUAGGAGGGGCUUAUAGGGACGACGAGGCAGAGCACCGACACAUCGUUCGUUGCCAGAGGUAUUUCACUUUGAGAAGCACAGAGUCAGAGUGGGAGGUGCUAGAUGGUCGUUUAUUGGCUCCAACAACGGAGCAGGAAACCUGACCAGGUGAUGGCUUACCUGCUGUAUAUACUUUGGGCCUGUCUGUUGUUCAAGUCAGAACGAGUCUCAAAGUCAGUCGGAGUGGAUGUCCUACACUGAUGGGCAUAUCUCGCUAAUACUCAACAAUUGAUUGUACUGAUUCUCGUGGUGUACUUGUUGAUUUGUUUCUAUUAGUUGACGUUUGGCUGUUUCCUGGCGCAAAAGUGACAGAAGAAAAAAGUCAGUUCAAAAGUGCACUUCCCUGAGUGACAAGCAACAUUAGCAAUUACAGUUUCAAUGACAAUCGAUUCUGCAAUAGGUUUGUGUUUGUGAUUAUGUGCACCACCUACCAAAGAUUCGACAAUUGAUGUGUUAUUUGAAGCGAUGCUCUCACAUCAUUGUUUGACUACCAGCUGGCGAAUGCGUGGGACGUGCUCAUUUUAUGAAAUGGAAUGCCCUCGUCCUUCACUGUCCGUUCAUUGCGUGUCGCACGGCCCCAUGACUGCGGGUACGGCGGAAAAUGGUGACGCAUUUGGCGGCCAAUCGUACCGACACGUAGCCGGCAAUCGUCGGACCUCCAAGUGGCUUUGUUUUCUUACCACAUGUCUGGCAUUUGCACUGGGUGUUGGAGUUGGUGUCGCUCUGCUGCCUGUCCUCUACGGCUCAUCUCCUUUCGUCAACGAAAUCAACAACAACAGCACAGCUGUGAUGACUCCGUGGUCCAUCGUUCAAGACUCAUCUCCUACCAUCGCUGAUGGGCCCCUCAACUUGACCAGCAAGGGAAACACGUCAAGUAUUCCCGUCCGCAUGUCACCCUUGAAGAUGAAAACUCAUUUGAGUAAAAAGGAAAAAGAAAGGCAGUCGACUCGUCGUAAAACGCUUGACUUAAAGUCCAAUCUGACGGAUGUGAACUCAACAACCGAAGAAGAAGAUGCAGCAGCAGCAGCAACGGUCGAUGUCGUCAGUUUCGUUCAACCGCAAACGGCCUGGACUUCUCUACCUGCCGCCAAUGAAGACGGACGCAGUCUGACGACGACUGUUUUGGGGGAAGCUGUCAAAGGUAUCUUCUGGUCACAAGAAGUGGAGGACAGUCUCCCAACAGGUUUCGACGAACUAAACGCAAAAGAGUGGCGCGACUUUAGCCACCAGAGUUCAGUUCAACGUGUCGAGGAGGGAUGCGGCCGAAUGCAAAAUCGACUCGUGACAUUUGAAAAUGGCAGACAGUCGUGUUGCCGCUACCGCCAAAACUACGACCAGAUCCAGGGCGAAAUCUUCAGCUUCUACCUGAGCCGCUUACUCGGCUUACGCAAUUUGCCACCGUCGUCUGUGGGUCUGGUCCGACCACGAGAGCGCCAAUGGAUGAACGUCCAAUCGUCUCUCAGCCAAGCGCAGUGGACGGAAAACCGACCAGUUGUCCACACGCAGUUUUUGAAUGAUUUGGAGCCGGCCUACAUUCCUGUUCAGUUUCGAGGGCGCGAUCGGCAUCUGAAUCCGUUGGACGUGCAGCACCACAGGCUACAAGAGAAGGUCGACCGCAGCGAGUUGAUAACGUUGGCCCAGUGGUCUGAUCUUUUGAUCUUUGACUACCUGACAGCCAAUCUGGAUAGGAUGGUCAACAAUCUGUACAACAUGCAGUGGAAUCCGGCCAUGAUGGAUUCGCCCGCUCACAAUCUGGCACGCGAUUCCCGAACGGGUUUACUCGUCUUUUUAGACAACGAAAGUGGCCUGUUGCACGGCUACCGCCUGCUGGACAAGUACGACAUCUACCACAAGAGCCUCCUCGAGUCGCUCUGCGUUUUCAGACGAACGACAGUCGAGUCGCUGCGGCAGUUGCAAUCGCAGAAAAAUGUCGGACAUUUACUGCGUGACAUGUUGAAAACUCGCGAUCAAUCAGUUGUGGACUUUUUACCUUUCCUUCCGGAGAAGAGCAUCAAGACCCUCAACUAUCGAAUUGAGCAAGUGCUGGACCAAGUGGCCAAGUGCCAAUCUCUUUAUGGCUCCUAAAACUCUGCCCUUGGUGUACGUGAUAACAACUCAUAUCGAAUUUUCCAAUACCGCGUAUUCUACAACCAAAAAAGGACGACAUCCAACAUGAAACGGUGAUGGAUAAACUAUUCGCAUGCCUGAGCUGAAACUGAAAACAGACAUGAAACCAACUAUAGCAGAGCCAUUCUUACAGGAAACAGUUCCGUUUCAUUGCUUUAGAAUUCCGUUUCUAAUUACCACCUCCUCUUUCACUGGAUUUUGAAAGAUCUGCCAGCCAACAAGUACACGUGGAUCGGACAGAAGAAAUAAGAAUUCUGACCUGUUUAUUGUGAAAACGGCAAAUCCGUUUCAGUUAAGAAAGAGUCAUAAAUCAUCACUGGAAACAGGCAAUUGAUUGGGACUAUAUGGGAUCAAAACAACAAAAUAAAAGGUCAGCGGAAGAAAUAAGGAUCCCAUCUACAAAAAGAAGGAUGGAGAACGAGAUGGAACGGUACCUACCCCAAGGAUCAAGCGACUACCGUUUAAGAUUGGGAAGCCAAAAAAUUUUAAUAGGGUUCGCGCAGGCUCUAUUUCAGCUUAAAAAGUAAAUGGCAUUUAUGAUGUCUCCCUUGGGCCAUUCUCUACGAAAUGGGAUUGAAAUGUCCAGUUUCUGUCCCUCCGCCCUCGCUAAAAAGCAAUUUUCUUUCAUCUCCUCGGAUUGGCAAAUUAAAUCAUACGCGACGAUGGAAGGAGUGCAGCGGCUGAUAACUGGUGGCUUUUUGUGCUUCAUGCAAACCUUAUCCGGGUACAAAGUUGCGGAUUCCUAUCGGCGAUUAUAUUCAACACUACAUCACCGUCAACACUUGAAAUCCUUAGCUAAUAAAUUUGGCCCCAAAAAUUGUUUAUGUUUUUCUGUCUGGAUCCUCCUUGUUCAAGAUGAUAUUUAACCAUUGACGGUUGAGUGCCGCUUUAAUGCCCUAAGGUCCUUGAAUAACCUGUGCUUGAAAGAAAUGUUCCAAGAAUUCGAUUUCGAAGCUUGUAUGCUGAUUACGUUGCGACUAAUAGUGGAAGGACAACUUUGUGAUACUAGUCAGGCAUUAAAAGAUCUAAUUGGCUCUUUUGUCCAAUACUACCUUGAAAAAUCUGAAAAUGUACUUUUAUCCUCUGCUAUUUCAACAAUGUCAACUAGCGUUCAUCAAGCGCUUCCUGAUCUAAAUUUCAGUUGUUUUCUUUCAGCUUUCAAAAAUUCUUUUUGCCGAUUUCUGCUGUAUUAUGCCAAUUGUAAAAUGUGUAAAUCGACCAAUAUUCAUAAAGUUUGUUGUAUAAUGUACAAUAUUUAUGUACGUGAAUGUGUGAUACGUUAAAUCUAAAAUAAAAAUUAUUCUGCAAGGUUUUUCUUGUUAUAUCUUUCUACACAGUUUAAACUUGUAACUGGUUACUGUUUGUUACGAAAUUGGGUUCUUAUAACAAAGCCGUUCAUUAGCAAUCAAUUAAAAUAAUAAUUGUGAUUUAUUUCUUAUGAAAUCAUUAAAUAAAAAAGGAUUGGAUGCGACGUAUGAUAGGCCUAUAUGAUAAGACGUACAUCAAAUCCGAUUUAUUUGUGUCCAUAAACUUUAAGAUUUAGAGCAGUCUCAGUCUGGAUGAGACAAAUUCCUGUAGCAGCACGAAUAAAUAAUGCGGUUCGCUGAGGCUGACUACAUCAUAAAGUGGGCUAGACGGCCAGUAAACAACAUUGGUAACAGUUGACUGCGUUGGCAAAUAGAGAUGACACCCAAAUCGAAGCUGUUGAGAAAAUUCUAUGCUUCGAUUUUUGUUUUCGUUGAAGAACCGAAAUCGAGCUGCUUUUGUAAUUUUGAAUAUUAUCGAUCGGCUUUAUCAAAACAAAAUUUAGUAUAGAAAACAAGGCAAUAAAAAUAACAUGGUUUUGUACUAAAAUAACUUGCUAAGCAAACAUCAGCUUUUUGUCAGUAACCUUUCCAGAUUUGAUGAAUUUCAUGUUUCCCAUAGCAGGGGGCGAGAACAGCAUCAAAAGCCACUCGGUUUUCCCACGAUUUUUCUCCCUACUUCAAAAUUCCUUUACUGCUGUUCCAAUGCUCUUCUCAGCAGGGUGUAAUUCAUAGUUCUUUUCGUUUGUUAAACCCAGUUCUAAAUAACCUACCUUCGGAUUACUUGCGUCCAUCUCCGACAUCGUAUUUUUAGUGCUGGCACACGUCGAUUAAAAGCCUCCACGCGAUUAUACGAGAACUACAACUAGACAGAUCAUAAUAAUAAUAAUAGAAAAAAAAACAUACGAUGAUCAUGCUUUCAAAUUUGAUCAUUGGUUUGACAUUAUCGGAAUUUUUCGAUUACCCAUACUUCUAAGGGGUAGGUCUGCUUGGGUAAACUUUAGAGCGGGAGUUCUUCAACGACCCAUACUUGUAAACAAGAGAAACAAAAAAAAAAAAACUUUUACCUUAUUUCAAAUCCAAAAAGGUAUAAGCGAUUUUUUAAAGCUAUCGCUAUCCUUCCUUCGAAGUACGUUGUUCCAUCUGCAUCAAGUCUGUUAUAUAA